Molecule: messenger RNA, 801 nt
Organism: Trichomonas vaginalis G3
Lineage: Eukaryota; Parabasalia; Trichomonadida; Trichomonadidae
Product: integrase core domain containing protein family
Exons: 1
Coding region: 1-801 (266 amino acids)
Biological process (GO): DNA integration
Molecular function (GO): nucleic acid binding
Source: RefSeq, a predicted model, not a curated record
AUGAGAAAUAAAGGAACUCAUGAAGUGUUAAGAGUUUUACAAAAGUUUGUAGCAGAACAUAGCCCAAGUAUUUUAACAUCAGACCAAGACGGUGCAUACCUCAGCAACGAAAUCACAGAAUUUCUCAUUAAGCAUAACAUAACUCACUACACUACUGAAGACCAUAACCAUAACAUACUCGGUAUCAUUAACCGCUUCAUAAGGACUCUCAGAGAUUUAAAUCAAGAGCGAGACUUUACCGAAGAAACAAUGAAACAUUUUCUCGAAGUAUAUAAUUCCUCAACACAUUCUACAACAGGACAUACACCAAAUUCAAUGACACAACAACAAGAAGAAAAGUAUAUACAAAAGAAACGAAGCCAAACACAAAAUAUCAGAAAUUCAACACAAUUUACUCUCAUUCCUGGUACAAAAGUUCGUGUAGUUCUUGACGACAAACCAUUGACAAAGAAACGUUUAAGGUUAAGUCGAAAUUAUUAUAUCGUAGACUCUACGCAAGGUAAUGGAUAUCUUAUAAAAGCUGCUGACGACUCCAUAGCAUUUUACCCUCGACAUAAAUUAGUCGAAAGUAGUAAUGGCAAACUUGCUGAAACCAUUGACGAAGCAAAGCGAGGAGUGGUUAUUGAAAUACUUGACUACAACAUAAACGAUGACACUUAUAAAGUAAGAUAUGAAGGAGGCGUUGAAGAUGUUAUACCAUCUAAGAACUUGAGAGAAUCUAAACCAACUCAUCUGGGACCAUUAGAGCGGGAGUACUGGAAAGAUAAAAACAUGCCAGAAAGAAUAAGAAAAUUCUUCUAA